AUGGCCACCAUAGAGCCGCGCCUUAUCCAUCUCUUGAAUGACUCGACGACGCCCCAAAGUCAGAUCCAGCACCCUGACCUGCCGCCUCUCCAUGCCCUGACCCUGCCGACCUCCUCCUCCUCCUCCUCGACGACGACGACGUCGACAUCCUCCUCGGAUCGCCCGCUACCGCCCAUCGAGCUGGAGGCGAGCCACCGGGCCGACUCGGCCGUCUUCGCCGCCGCCAGCAACCCUCUCUCCUCCCUCAUCGAUGAUCCAACCGCCGCGGCUCGACGCGAGGACGGCGGUCGAUGGGCAGCCUCCCACCCUCUGCGGAUGCUCCUGAGCUACAUGGAUGCUCUCGACACGGCAUCGCCCCACGCACACUCCAUCAUCCUCAACGAACCGUCCGACGCCUUCGACGAUGGCUGGAGCAAGAAACGAAGCGUCGGCGGCGCCAAGGACGACUUUGUCCAGCUGCCGCAGCCGUUGAUGAAGCAGAUGGCGGCCCAGCAGGCGCCUGCGGUGCCGCCCAUCAUCAACGGCCUGCACGAGCCUCCACCCCAUGCCGCCAUGUUUCCGCCAAUUGCCUUUGGCUCCUACUGCGAUGCCGAGAUGGGCCAGCCGAACCUGCCACCCGACUUCGCUCGCGAAUCGGGAGACAAGGCCAACAACGCCCCUCCGUCCUCGCCCGACGUCGAACGGUGCGGACGCAAGACGCGGAAACGAGCGACGAAGCCGCGGAAGAAGUGGACCGAGGAGGAGACGAGGCAUCUUCUCCUCGGCGUGAGCCGAUACGGCGUCGGGAAGUGGACAAGCAUCAUCGAGGACCGCGACUUUACCUUCAACCAUCGCACCCCCGGCGACCUCAAGGAUAGGUUCAGAACCUGCUGCCCGGCCGAGCUCUGCGAGCCGUCGGGCGUUCCCAAGCCGACGUUGCCGCCCCCGGCCGCUUCGAGACGGCCGACGGCGGGGAAGGCGAGGAAGGGCCUCCACUCGGAGAACAUUCUCAUCGAGGAAGACGCGCAGCCGCCGGCCGACAGCCAGAGUCCGCCGCACGAGGCCGACCGUCCGCCGAAGAAGAAGAGUCGGGCACACCGGAAGAAGGUGGAGGAUCUGGCCGAGCUCGGCAUACACGGCCCCUUCAAGAAGUCGCCGCGGCGGGAGAGGCGACCGUUCUCGGACCAAGACGACCGUGAAAUACUCGAAGGCCUCGACAUAUACGGCCCUGCUUGGUCCAAGAUCCAGCGAGAUCCCCGAUAUCACCUCUCGAGCAGGCAGCCGACGGACCUGCGCGACCGAGUGCGCAACAAGUAUCCCGCCGUAUUUCAACGCAUCGAAAAAUGCACCUUCCAUUCGGCCAAGGACGACGGCCGGGGCAACGACACCCUCGAGCCGUCCGUCACCCUGUCCAUCGGUGACUCGCUCAAGCCGCCGCCGCCGUCGACGUCGGGAAACCAGCCGAUAAGCCACAGCAGCUCCAAGGAGGACCUGAGCUCGUGGCCGUUGCAGAUGCUAGAGUACGGUCACACCCCCUCACCCGCCACUUUUGAGUUUGCCGAGCUCAACGGGCCUCACUUGUUGGGCGGCGAGAUGGACAUUGCGAGACUGCUGCUCGACGAAUCGAGGCUCUCCCAGACGCCCACUCGUCCCUACGACGCCUACUCGGGCUCAUCCUCCUCCUCCGUCGCCGGCACCGAACAUCGCCGGGACCGUCACAGGGUGCACCCUGUAAAAUGCUGA
Molecule: messenger RNA, 1722 nt
Organism: Drechmeria coniospora
Lineage: Eukaryota; Fungi; Ascomycota; Sordariomycetes; Hypocreales; Ophiocordycipitaceae
Product: MYB DNA-binding domain containing protein
Exons: 1
Coding region: 1-1722 (573 amino acids)
Source: RefSeq, a predicted model, not a curated record